GAGAAACUGAGUGUAUGGGUGCGUGCACGCGAGUUUGAGAGGAAACCGUCGUCCGGUUUCCCAUCAGCCUGUCCGCGCGCGCUUUCCCCGCCUCUCACCGUUCUCACUUCUACGAAUUCUUCCCCCGCGCGGUUUCAAUAUUAAUGAAGCGGAGCUUGAAUCUCAUUGGCUGAAAAGUUCAAAACAUUGAGCACACGUCGCUGUUCUGAUUGGACGAGGGGCACACAGCGGGGCGUGGUCCCGAGCGGGAUAUAAAGCGGGACCAAAACAAACGCGGAGAUUCAGAGGGCGGUUAGAGGAGCGCGAGACGCUUACCGACCCAGUUAGCUUCACGGACUCCCGUUUCACUGGAGCUCGGGUUGGUUUUAUCGGGUUUAAAACACAGCAAACCGAAUUCCAGCGGACUCUUUGGAAAAGUUUCACUCGGGAAUUCCGCCCACGGCAGAAUGGAGUCGGCGUUCUCCCGCCGAGUCUGACCAUGUUUGAUAAAAGAACCGUGGAGCCCCACGAGGAGGAGCAGGAGGAGACCAUGGAGGAGAAAGUAAAAGAACCGUUCUACAGCAAGUACCGGUGCGGUCCAAUGCUCGGCAGCGGUGGUUUCGGUUCAGUGUUCUCGGGCCAAAGACUUUCUGAUGGGCUCAAGGUUGCCAUCAAGCAGAUCUCCAGUGACCGGGUCCAGCAGUGGGCCAGACUGCCCAGCCAACUCCGCCCGGUUCCCAUGGAGAUCGCCCUGCUGCAGCGACUGUCUGAGGUCGGGGGUCACAGCGGCCUGAUUCGGAUGCUGGACUGGUUCGAGGUGGAGGGGCGGGGCUUCCUGCUGGUGAUGGAGCAGCCGCCUCAAUGCCAGGACCUGUUUGACUUCAUCACGGAGCGAGGCGCGCUGCCUGAGGGGCUUGCGCUCAGGUUCUUCAGGCAGAUUGUUGAAGCUCUGCUCUUCAUCCACGUGCAUGGUGUCGUGCACAGAGACAUCAAAGAUGAGAACAUUGUGGUGGACACGAGGACGCUGGAGGUGAAGAUCAUUGACUUUGGGUCUGGAGCGCUGCUCAAAGAGAGCGAGUACGACGAGUUUGAUGGUACGCGGGUCUACAGCCCUCCAGAGUGGGUCCAGACCCGCUCCUACCAAGCCGUCCCACUCACCGUCUGGUCCCUCGGGGUUCUGCUCUUCGACAUGGUCUGUGGCGACAUCCCGUUUGAACGAGACCAGGAGAUCAUCAAGGCCACUCCCAUCUUCACCAGACGUGUCUCUAAAGAAUGCCAGGCUCUGAUUCGCUGGUGCCUGUCGUUCCGGCCUGAGGACCGCCCCUCCCUGGAGGAGAUCCUGUCUCACCCGUGGAUGGAGGGAGGCGAGGAGGAGGAGGAGGGUCACAGUUCGCUGCCCAGUGCAUCUCUGUGACCUAACCGGAUCAGAACUGGGAUUGAAAUUCCUGAAGACAUUCUUUAUAAGCGACUCUGGGUUUCCAUUGGACUGCUGUCCUGAUCCGGGCCUUAUUUAUUGAUUAUUUAUGCGUUUGAUUUGUUCCUGCUGGAGGAGAUGAUGACGAAGAAGAAGAGUGGAACUCUGGUUCUGAAGAGGUUUUGGACAAUUUGCUGCAGUUUGCUUUAACUUGAGUUAAAGUUCUGAUGGAUCAGCUGCUGGUUUGUGGUUCUGUUAGAACAGCUGAAGCCUUAAGUUCAGGUUUUCAGAAUGGAGUCGUGUUCUGAUGCUGCUGUAGUCUUGUGCUGACCCGUUUUACACUCAAAAGUGGCUUCUGGGCCACUUGGUUCUGUUUAUUUAUGUUAAAUAACUAUUUUGGAUCCAAAGAAAGCAAAGGUUCAACAUUUGAAUAAAGCGUUUCAGUCACCUGA
This is a messenger RNA of Nothobranchius furzeri (turquoise killifish), 1845 nucleotides long. It is a transcript of the gene pim2, whose product is annotated as Pim-2 proto-oncogene, serine/threonine kinase. Gene Ontology annotation, cellular component: cytoplasm. Gene Ontology annotation, biological process: negative regulation of apoptotic process; protein autophosphorylation. Lineage: Eukaryota; Metazoa; Chordata; Actinopteri; Cyprinodontiformes; Nothobranchiidae. Gene Ontology annotation, molecular function: protein serine/threonine kinase activity; ATP binding. The record is from RefSeq and is a predicted model, not a curated record.